This is a messenger RNA of Cotesia glomerata, 1853 nucleotides long. RefSeq lists its product as uncharacterized. NCBI's taxonomy places the organism in Eukaryota, Metazoa, Arthropoda, Insecta, Hymenoptera, Braconidae. The coding region runs from base 185 to 1846 and encodes 553 amino acids. The transcript is spliced from 3 exons. The record is from RefSeq and is a predicted model, not a curated record.
AAAAAAACCGAUCUAAAUGAAAAUUUAUUACCUUCUACGUCUCUAUCAAAUAGUUGACAGCAAUAACUGAUAAUUGCUACCGAAAAUAAUGACAUUAGAUUACUCAUUAUCUAUUUUUUGACUAAAAACACAAACGCUAUUAUCGAUCAUACAACAGUUAACUUAAAGCGCUUACAGUAAUAAAAUGUGUGAAAUAAAAAAUAAGGUACCUAUAUUGAUAUUUAAUUUUAUUGUGAUUGUUGUGACAAAUCUCGAUGCAAUUAAAAUAACUUUGAUUGAAUUAUCUGUCGGUGAUACACUAAAUAUACAUGAUUUGAGUUUUAACUCAGUCGAAAAAAUCGGUGACUUGUUCAAAGGCUACAAUAGGAAUAAAUUCAUAAAAAAUGUAUCAUAUCCUGAUAAUAGUUUUGCUUUUGAGAUUUUGAAACAACCAUGUUUAUCUCUAGAAUCAUUGCAGCUGUACAGUUAUCAACAAAUUUGGGUCAAAAAAGGAAAAAAAUCGACAUCAUUACCUUUCAGUUAUUUUGAUACUAAUAGUUUAGGUAUUCCUGAGUAUUAUUUAAAUAAUCGUUAUAUCUACGGUAUUGUUCAAAUUUGUCGUGCAAUUAAAUCAUCUGAAUUAAAUAUAAGAGUUAUUGAUAAAGCUGAUUUACCGAAUAUUAAACAAGGAGUCUAUAAUAAAGUCUUAUCUAAUUCAACAGCUGUUUUUCGUUUGAAACAAUACAAUGAAACUCAUUACGUAUCAUUAAUUACCACCGGAAAUUGUAUUUAUCAAGUCUAUGUAAAUCAUCAUAAAUUUUGUAACACUAACAGUAAUUUUAACCCUCAAAAAAUAGAUAAUUUUUUUGAAUCUUCGGUCUACCAAAGUUUCAUUAUGUCUGCAAAUAAUAAUCAAUCUAUUGAUAACUGGAUCAAUGAUUAUUAUACUCAAUCUGACUUGUAUUAUUCCUUGCACUCAUUUUCUAAUUUUUCAAAGCAAACACAGCUAGAGAUUUUUAAUCAUCUUGGAAAUGACGUUGUAAUAAACCUUGAGUUACAGCCAUUGCUCAAAUUACCGCGAACAAAAAACAAAAUUAGACGGACAAAUCGUCAUAAAUCAUUGAAUCAAUUACAAAUUGGUGAUAUUAUAGACACAAAAGAUUUGGAAAAAACCGAUUCGCAUUUAAAUGUCGAUCAUAAAUUAUAUGAGUUAUUACAGCAUUACUCAACAAUACCAUUUAUAAACUACAAUUUUACUGAUUGUAUAAACUACAAAAAUUCCGAAAAAAUUGAUUUCAAAUUGAUGAAUAAUAUGGAUUCACUUGAUGGUCACUCAACCUCCAAAUUUUAUGAAAGAAUAAAUGUUUUUGAAGAAAUUGCUAAAAGAAAACACUACGGAGUAAAACGCGAAUACUUAAAUGAAGCUUAUAAGUGUAUAAAAACUACUAUUUGCUCAGAAUUUGAAGUAUGGAAAUUAGAUACUGCGUUUUCUAACAUUAUCAAUCUGAACGGUAAAAUGAUUAAUUAUAAGAAUUAUAUUUUCGACAGAGAAAACAUUAUUUUAACUUAUGGUAGAGAUAAAACGCACUACGUUAUACGUACUGAGAGCGGCAAUUGUUUAUUCCAGGCUGUUAUUUUUCCCGCAGCAUCUAAUAAUGCCGAUUUUUCGAAUCCAUUGUACGCAGGACGGAUAAUAUCAGCCAGUAAUGAUUCCGUGCUUGAAAAUUGGGUGGAAAACUAUCUCGAUAACAGAAAAAGAAAUCUUUUUAAUAUUAAACAGGACAUUUUAGCCCAAAUGACUAUAGUUGAAAAAUUGAAAAAUAUAAAUUUUGUUUUGAUAAAUAUUUAUCUAGACAGAAUAUUAUAAACUUAAA